This is a messenger RNA of Cuscuta europaea, 1402 nucleotides long. The record is from the annotation of a GenBank genome assembly. NCBI's taxonomy places the organism in Eukaryota, Viridiplantae, Streptophyta, Magnoliopsida, Solanales, Convolvulaceae.
CUUCAAUUAACUCUUGUAGCCGUUGCAAAAAGUGAAGAUUGUGUUGCUUCUCUUUUUCAAAACAUAAGAACAUUAUUAAAUGUUGUUGGAGCUUCAUGCAAACGGUAUGAGAUGCUCAAAGAGAGUCAAGCUAUUAGAGUUGUUGAAGCAUUAAAUAAUGACGAGAUUUGUAGUGGAAAAGGAUUGCAUCAAGAGCGUAGCCUCAAAUGUGCUGGUGAUACACGAUGGGGUUCUCAUUAUGGUACGUGUCUCAACAUUAUUAUCUUGUUUUCGUCUAUCCUUGAUGUGCUUGAGAAUGUGGCUGAACAUGGUUCAAAUUCUGAACAACGAGUUGAAGCUCAAACACUCUUGCAAUUGGUCCAAUGUUUUGAUUUUGUUUUCACCUUACACUUGAUAAAGAGUGUUCUUGGAAUAACAAAUGAGUUGUCAAAAUGUUUGCAAAGAAAGGAUCAAGAUAUUGUUAAUGCUAUGGAAUUGGUUAAAGUUGCCAAAGAACGAUUUCAAAAUUUAAGAGACGGAGGAUGGGAUAUUCUCUUUGGUGAAGUUUCUUCUUUUUGUGAAAAGAAUAAAAUUUCAAUUCCAAGUAUGAAUGAUUUUUAUGUACCUCAUGGGAGAGUCCGUCGCAAAGUUAUCCAAAUCACAAACUUAAAUCGUUACAAAGUGGACUUGUUCUAUGUUGUGGUGGAUAGACAACGCGAAGAAUUGAACAAUCGAUUCCCAGAAAUUACUACAGAAUUGCUUCUUUGUGUGGCUUGCCUUAGUCCUAAAGACACUUUUUCAUCUUGUGACAAGGACAAGUUGAUUCGUAUGGCUCAAUUAUAUCCUUUUGACUAUUCACCGGUAGAUGUUCUUGCUCUUGAUAGUCAACUUGAAAGUUUUAUUCUUGAUGUGCCCUCCAACUCUGCAUUUAUAGAUAUUACAGAAGUUGGUUCUCUUGCUAAAAAAUUGGUGGAGACAAAGAAACAUAUUGUGUAUCCAUUAGUUUUUUUACUUGUGAAAUUAGCUUUGUUUUUACCGGUGUUGGGAAUAUUUUAUGGUGUUCAAUCUAGUUAGUUAUCUUUGUAUUUGUGUAGUUAUUAAUUAAACGUGUAAUACGGGCCACAAAUGUGUAUCAGCCCGUGGGCUUCCUUGUAACCCGUAAGUUAGCCAACUUCUCCUAUAAAAGGAGGCUAACUUACGGGAACCCUAACGAUCGUAAGAGGCUUAGAGACGCAGAGGCGUAAAGAUAGAGAGAGUAGGGUUGCUGCUGCUCUCCUUCUCCAGGGAGAGCAGCGGUUGGUUUUCAUACGGUAUACCAGAUUCGCGUUUAAUCUUAGACAUAUCUUUCUAUCUGCCUCUUUAUCACUGCUAUGAUUGUUCGAUUAUAUGUAUUAUGGGAUUAACAUUUGGUAUCAGAGCCGAG